AUGCCGCAUCACUGCUACGCGGGGGCCAUCCAACGCCUGGUCAAUCGCAGCCUGGUGCUGCUUUUGCUGCCGGUGGUGCUCGACGACGCCCAGGAUGACGGGACGGUGAAGGGGCCGACGUUCGAUUCCGAUUCCUCCGGUCUUCGGAAUAGCCCUGGAGGGACUACGACACUUCCUCCGACGUCCAUGGCCGUUCGGGCGCAGUUGAUGUUUAAUCCGCUGCUGGGGGUCGGGCUCGCGAUUCAUUGCGGGUUCAUCCCGCUCGAGUGGGCCCUCCAUUUGAUCACGCUUCGUCCAUCUUUCGACUCGACCGCUUCUGAGCAGGCUGUGGCCGGAAAGGAUGGCGUGCAGGAUGUCAACCGAGUCGUCACUACGCAGCUGCUGAAGUUGUGUGAGGACAUAAAAGGCUGGUUUGCCACCCUUGAUGCCUUGUAG
Phytomonas sp. Hart1 is the source of this 435-nucleotide messenger RNA. Lineage: Eukaryota; Euglenozoa; Kinetoplastea; Trypanosomatida; Trypanosomatidae. The record is from the annotation of a GenBank genome assembly.